Molecule: messenger RNA, 681 nt
Organism: Medicago truncatula (barrel medic)
Lineage: Eukaryota; Viridiplantae; Streptophyta; Magnoliopsida; Fabales; Fabaceae
Product: V-type proton ATPase subunit G
Exons: 4
Coding region: 143-481 (112 amino acids)
Biological process (GO): proton transmembrane transport
Cellular component (GO): vacuolar proton-transporting V-type ATPase, V1 domain; vacuolar proton-transporting V-type ATPase complex
Molecular function (GO): ATP hydrolysis activity; proton-transporting ATPase activity, rotational mechanism
Source: RefSeq, a predicted model, not a curated record
UCCUUUUCUUUUACUUACCUUUUCACUUUCAUAUUUAGAUCCCUUUGUUUCGUGAACUGAAUCUCUCCAUCGUCGAUCUUUGCUUAAAUCUGUUUUUCCUUCAAUUCUCACAUCAAAGAAACUAGUAGUAGUAACUAACUAAAUGGCGUCCACAUCCAACAGGGGUCAAGGAGGAAUUCAGCAAUUGUUGGCUGCUGAGCAAGAAGCACAACGGAUUGUGAAUGCUGCGAAAAAUGAAAAAUCGGCUAGGUUGAAACAAGCCAAAGAAGAGGCUGAAAAGGAGAUUGCUGCAUACCGGGCUAAGCUUGAGGCCGAGUUUCAAAAGAAAGUGUCAGAUAGUAGUGGUGAUUCUGGAGCUAAUGUCAAGCGACUUGACCAAGAAACUGAAGAAAAAAUCCAUCACCUGAAAACAGAGGCUGAUAGAAUUUCAGAUGAUGUUGUCGCCAUGCUCCUUAAGCAUGUAACAACUGUGAAAAAGUAGGAACCUUUGAUGAUCUGUUGGUGCAGCUGAGCAGGCCCCUAAAUUAUGUUGAUUGUCAUAUCUCAAAAUUAUUUUUGGAUCUAGAUAUUUUGGUGCGGAUGAUAUUGUUGUUAUUAUUUAAAACCUUGCUGCGAUGUAUUCAAAUAAAUAAUUUCGUGUUUGUUCAAAUAAACAGUUCAAAAUUCAAAGACAUUUCUAUU